Molecule: messenger RNA, 2527 nt
Organism: Physella acuta
Lineage: Eukaryota; Metazoa; Mollusca; Gastropoda; Physidae
Product: cell division control protein 42 homolog
Biological process (GO): small GTPase-mediated signal transduction
Molecular function (GO): GTP binding; GTPase activity
Source: RefSeq, a predicted model, not a curated record
UCCAAAACUAACCACCCAAACUGUGAUCUUAGCUUCAUAGACUUGUAUUCAUUCCGUGGAUUAUCGUCAGACAUCUCGACCAGAGUUCGGAUCCUCCCAGAGAUCAUGAAGAUGGCCGACGUCACAGAUAAACACGUACACUGUGCUAUGCUCGGGGACGGUAUGGUGGGCAAAACCUGCCUCACCUUGUCCUACACGGAGAAAUCUUUUACAGAAACGUACACAGCAACUGUUUUCGACAAUUAUCCAGUUCCACUGCAGGUCGGUGGCCAGGAUUUUGUCAUUAGUCUCUUCGAUACUGCUGGACAGAGUGACUUUGAAGACUUGAGAGCGUACACGUAUAAAGAGAGCGAGGUCCUGGUUCUGUGUUUCUCCGUCUGCGACAGAGAUUCCUUUUCCAGUGUCUGCAAUUCCUGGGUGCCAGAGAUCAAACGACACACCAAACGCAGACGUCCCGUCAUCCUCGUGGGCACACAAAUUGACAUGCGCAAUGGCAACGAAGGCGAGGUGUCCACCGAGGAGGGUGAGGCAAUGGCCAAGGCCAUAGGAGCCGACUGUUACAUCGAAUGUAGCGCCAAGAGGAAGGACGGUCUGAAGGAGGUCUUCGAGCAUGUUGUGUUCUCCGCUCUCAAAUUCAGGAAGAAGAAGGUCAACAUUAUCGGCCGCUUCUUCUCCAGGUGAACUUUGAACUGUUUCUUCUAGAAAGAUGAAAGACGAGAUAAUCUAUCAACGUAAUUUCACCGCGAAACGAAAGGACGCCCCAGUUUCCUGUUGGUGAGCGCUAACAUAGCUGCACCUUCUAGGGGGAGGGUCCUACACUGAUGCCUUAUUUUGCAGUGAGCUUUCACGCGCCAAGUUCAAGGUUGCUCCAGAGUCGUGUUGAACGCAUAGUGAGUACAUUUGUUUGGAGAUUUCUGCUCACAGAAGAUGCAGCAGACAAUGAACAUUGUAAUCUGGCGUGGACUUGGUAUCUGAUAUUGCUUGAAACACGCCCUUUGUGUACUCUCGCUUAAACAAGAACUCAAGGUUUUAUGUCAGUAACUUUAUUCUUUCACAUCUUUUAAAAUGUGCUUACAAAUAGUUUGAAUGGAGUGUUUAUUUUUUAUCAUCCACAUAGAAAACAAUUUUAAAUGUAAACUUAAGGUUUUUUUUUUGUAACAUGACAAGUCUAGUGUAUCUUGUAUGUAGAGUAUUCAGUUUUCUGUAUCAAAUUCUAAGUUGGUUAAUUGUGUCUAUUUUCCCAGGGGUCUUGUCACUUCAUUGCCUUACUGUUAUAUUGUUACAUGCCUUGACUAACCCCACCCCCAACCCAACCCCCCACCCCCAAAUCAUCGUUCAUGAACGGGCUUUGAACCACACUGUAGCCACAAGUUGCUUGGUCGAGCUGGUCUCACACCACAACUUUCCACACUUUGCCUUGUAUACAUAGAUCAACUUGACUGACAGCCCAAGUCACUGACUGACUGACAGCCCAAGUCACUGAUAGACCUACGACAACCCCAGUCACCAAAACGACUGACUGACAACCCAGUCACUGAAAUGACCUGUUGAUAAGUCAUUUACUUGAUCUGAUUCAGCUCCCGUCAUCGACUUGACUCAUAGACAUCCCAAGUCAUGACUUGACCAACUGGUCCAAGUCAUGUUAUUACAUCUAGAUGUGUAAGCUGCUUGAUAAAAUGUAGAGCUUAAGCUUACAUGGAUGACCGUCCAGUGGAGCUUAAGCUUAGAUGGAUGACCGUCCAUUCCCUUAAACAACUCAGACAUUCGUCAUUUUUAUCUGUGGCCUAUUUGUGUUGUGUCGCACAUACUGCUUUCAUUGUUAACAUAUUUUUUACAAUAUUUGACAUGUUAUUUUUAACAUUGAAACUUUCCACGACUUGUCCAUUUCAUUGGAUGAAUUUUUUUUUUUUAAUGAGCCAAACUUGUGAUAGACUUUUAUAAAGUUCCACUCUAUUUAUGUAACGGUCAGACCUCUGACGUCACGGAAUGGGCGAGGGAUGAAUGCGAGUGAGGAAGGAAAAAGCAAUCGAUAAUGCCGGGUCAUGUGACCAGGGAUGGGCAUGCCUGGAACAAGUGGCUUGUGGGAGUACGGUGAUGCCAGUGGAGGCGUGGGUCAGUUCUGUGACCUAAUUUCCGUUUUCUUGGCGUCUGCGACCUAAAUGUUGUGCGGGGAGCGAAUGGCUCGCGAUGAUUGCACGUGUAAAAAAACAUUGGAUGAGAAAUUGGAUGCGAGGAUUUUUAACUGAUUUGAAUGUUUGAAUGGCUCUAAUGUAAAAAGAUAAAAACCAGUAUAAUGAUAAAAUGAUUGUAUAUUUUAAAUAAUUGAAGUUGUAAAUGUAUAAAUGCGAAUCUCAAGUGAUCUAUUGAUAGCUGUAUACGUGUAUGAGAUGGACCAGUACGGUGCUGUGUGAUAUUACUAGUGUGCAAUACUCAUAUCUCUAUUGUAUUAUUACGGUGCAAUAUUGUGACCAACGGUGCUGUGAUUAUUUUGAUUACCAUGAUCUUGAUACAAACAAAAUAAAAUAUA